AUGAUAUGGGAUAUAUUCUUACCCAUGGUAAUGGUGGGGCCGAAGAUCAAGACGCUUCUGUUCAUGAAUGCAAUGGUACUUAUCCUGGUCUUCCAUUUUCUUCCAACGAUUAUAGAGGAAAGGAGACUGAGUAAAAAAGUGGAGGGAAUGAAGAGAAGGUUCAACCUGAUGCUCAGGGAAGGAAAUGAGAGCGAGGAAAAGCUUAGGAUGCUGAAAGCAUUGAUAAACAAUGCAAGGCAUUACAAAUACGGAGACAUACCGCUUGAAGGAUCUGUGGAGGAGGUUAGAAAGGCUUAUGAUGAACUAAGGAUAUGUAACGGGCCAGUUUUCCUAAGGCUUUCGAGCAUAUACAACAUUUCUAUUUUUUUUCCUGUGUUUACACCUGUGCUCAUACAAAGCAUAAAGAUUCUAAAGCACAAGACCUGCUGA
Messenger RNA from Encephalitozoon romaleae SJ-2008, 429 nucleotides. RefSeq lists its product as hypothetical. The coding region runs from base 1 to 429 and encodes 142 amino acids. The record is from RefSeq and is a predicted model, not a curated record. Lineage: Eukaryota; Fungi; Microsporidia; Unikaryonidae. The transcript has a single exon.